GUCAUUGGCCAGCCGUCCGGCCAAUCACGUUGUAGUGACGCAUAGACGCUAAAGAUGGCGUCGGAUUCAAACCGAUCCGCAUCUAAUGUGAAAGCUUACUAGACUCUGCUGAGAGGCGGAGAUGCAGACUGAGCCGGCGGAGCGGAGGAGACAUUCUAGCCGGGGACGGCGAGGGGAGAGCGGCCACAGUCGAGCAGAGCGGCGGGGGAAACAGCCGAUGACCGCGGUCACUUCUGUCAGGAGCUCCGAGGAGGAGACGACGAGGUUCAAGGAAAUCUUCAGCGUCGUUAAACAGAAACAUGAGGGAGAAGGAGGAGAGACCGAGGAGGAUGAGGAGAAAGGGAGGGGGAGGAGUGGAGGAGAUGCAAGAAGGCAUAGGAGAGGGAGGAGGGCGGGGUCAGAGGUCAGAGAGAGGAGCGACGAGACGGAGGAGCGGCUGCGGUGGAGACUAAACCAGGUGGAGAAGAACAGACUGGAGCUGACGUCCACUCACAACCAGGAGAUGUGCAGGCUGCAGGCGGAGCUAACCCGGCUCAGGUCGUCAGUGGAACGUGGUGAAGCCCAGAGGGCGGAGCUUCAGUAUCAGCUGACCGCGAGUCAGCGAGUCGCCGACCGAGCCGUGGAGCUCAGCAGAGACAGACACACACUCACAGAGCGAGCGGCUCAGCUCCAGCAGAAGGUCCAGGAGCUGCAGAAAGUUCUGGACGUCACCCGUCAGGCGCGGGACGAGGACCAGCAUGCUUUGCAGCAGGAAGUGGAGGAACGCGACAAACUGAUCCAGAGUCUGGACUCAGAAAACCAACAACUGCAGCGAAUACUGCAGGAGCAGGAGGAGGCUCUGGAGUCGUCAGAGAGGAGGAUGAGGGAGGUGCAGAGGGAGAGAGAGAAGGAGGCCGAGGUGAAGAGGCGACAAGAGGACGAGCUGGAACACCUGAGCGAGAGAGAGAAGAGGAGCAGGAGGGAGAAGGAGGUGUCAGAUCAGAGGGUGAGGUCACUGGAGUCGAGCGUGGAGGCCGAGCGCGCAGCUCACCUGGAGUCAAAGUUCAACUCCGAGAUCGUCCAGCUGCGGGUGCGCGACCUGGAGGCGGCGUUGGCGGUGGAGCGGUCCGGCCAGCAGGAGGCGCAGUGCACCCUGGAGCUGCUGAGGGCUCAGUUCAGAGAGGUGGAGAGAGCCUACAGCCUGGAGAGAGAGAGGAGCAACGACACUGAGCGUACUCUGGAGCGGCUGCAGGCAGAGUAUGGUCAGUGUAAGUCUGACCUCAGUGUUGCCUUGGAAACUGAGAGGAAGACAAACUCUGACCUCUCAGAAAAGUUAGAGGAGGAAAGGAAAGGACACAUAGACACACAUGCACUGCUGGAGCAGGCAGCAAAGACUCAGUGUGAUACUGUGGAGCUUCAUGAGUGUUUUGUGCAGCAGGUCAGAGAAACACUGCAACAUCACAGCAUCACAGGCCAUGGUUCUCCUGCAGUGCAUGAUGGGAAGCCGAGUUCUGUUGAAGUGCUGCAGCAGCUGACGAUGACGCUCGUCUCCUCCCAGCGGUGUCUGGACGAGACAGAGAAGCAGAUCCAGGAUCAGCUGUCGGCGUCAGCGAGGCUGCAGGAAGAGAACCAGACGCUCCAUCAGCUGACCUCAGAUCAGAGAGGUCACAUCCAGCGAUGUCAGGAGGCCGCGGUCAGACUGGAGGACGAGAUGAGCCGCCUUCGUCAGGAGAGCUGUGAUUGGUCGACGCAGAGCCGCAGCCUGAGGGGCGAGCUGCAGAAAGAGAGGGAGGAGAGAACGAGGGAGGUGCAGAAGAUGAACGAGGACUUCCAGGAAGAGACUAAGGCCCGUCUGUCCGUCCUCCACGGUCUGUAUCAGCGCCUCCUCACCGGCGGCAGCGUCCUCCUCACUCAGCCCCACAGCAUCCUGGGUAAUUUCACCUGGAAGGAGCUGUGCGAUGUCAUCGGCGAACAUGUCGACCGGCUGACCUCUGACCUCCAGAGGGCCCAGGACAAGAUCACAGACCUGCGGGCCGCGUGCGAGAAGAAGGGCGCGUGUGUGCGCGAGCUGCAGCGCCAUCAGCAGCGCGCGCUGUCUCGUCUGGAGGACGGCGUGAGGAGCAGGGAGGACGCCUGGAGCGAGCAGCAGCAGCAGCUGCAGAGCGAGCUGCAGGUUUGUCGCUCUCAGUGCGACUCUCUCCGUGAUAACAUCUCCUCUCUGGAGCGCCAUCGCUCCUCCUUGACCUCUGACCUAUCCCGGCUGCGCGGACUCGUCUCACGCAGCCGCAGGGAGUCGUCCUCCCUCCUGUCCGCCUGCGCUCUGCUGGCCGGGGCGCUGAAAUACGCCCAGCUCCGCCUACAAACGCUCUGCGAACAGAAAACUGUCUUGUGUCGGCGUUUGGCGGAGAGGGAGGAGCUGGAGGAGGAGGUGAGGACGCUGGUCGACGCACUGGGCGGCGAAGAUGAGGAGGAGGAGAGAGGAAAGAGGGCGGCGAGGAGGUGGAGGAGGAGUGUGUGCGCAGUGCUGGCGGUGAGGAGGUGGCGUUCACUGGCGAAAAAUAGCACCGUGAUGUUUCGGCUGGAGGGAGGAGGCAGCGGUUUGGCUGUGUGUGUCUGUGGAGACACGACUACGGCAACACAGAAAGGUCAAAACUACGGCGGCGACGAAGGUCGUGAAGUUGUGUGUGCUCGGUGGCUUCGCUCUAAACGUCUCUCCUCCACCAUCGUGUCCUCCAUGGCUGACCUACAGGGGGCGCUGGCACACACUGGCUCCGCCCCUCCAGAUGUGACAUCCGCAGCCCGCCUGGGUUUGUCCCGCCUCCUGGAUCACUUCCUCAACCAAUCGCACAUGUCGUCGGGCGAGGCAGGCGGGGUCACGCUAAGCCAGCGGCUGCGAUUGACGCCUUCACGACCCAACAUGAAGGCCCUGGUGUCCACCCUCCAGCAGCACUUCCUGCUUUUCAGCCAACGGCUACACUCGGCCGAGGUGGAGAGGCGGAGUCUGAGGCUGGAGGCGUCCAACCUGAGGAGAGGACUGAGACAGGAGAAAGACGAGCCCGGCAGGACGGUCCCGGCCGAGCGUUUCCAGCGCGUGUGUUCAGAACUCCGCGAGGCUCUGAACAGAGAACAGGAAGCUCAGACGUUGAUCGGCGAGCAGACCGAGCGUCUCCGCGCGCUGCAGCUGCACGCGGACGAGCAGACGGACGCGCGGCGAGCGCUCACUCACGCCACACAGGCGCUGUCUGAGGCUCGGCAGGAAGUGAGUCGUAAGGAGCGCUCGCUGAGGAUUCUGGGUAAACACCUGCUGGCCGUUCAGAGGGAGAGGAAACAGCGGGAGAAGAGGACGCAGGUGACCGGCGUCGUCCCGCCUCCACCUGCUCGUCUCUCUGAGGAGGGGGAGGAGUCAAAUCAACCUGUGAGUUUAAUCACAGGCUCCUCCCACCCAAACCCCGCCCCCUCCACCACCCCCAGCGGCAAAACAAAGGACGUGAAAAAUGUGAAGAAGCAGAAAAAGAAGGAGAGCAGAGGACACGUGAAGAUCUGCGGGAGAGGAUAAACAAAGACGUCCUGACAACCAAAACUUUAUUUAUACGAGAGGAACAAACACACAGACAGUGGAAACUGGAAAAGUUUACAACACAACACUUUAAUACUGAUGCAUCAGCAUUUUCUUCUGUGUGUGUGUGUGUGUGUGUGUAGCCUAAAGCUGUGGCUCCUUGAAUUUUUUAUUCAUGUGUGAAUACAAAAAAUUCUCUCACACACACACACACACACACACACACACAGCUUGAGGGUGUGUGUGUGUGUGUGUCGUUUACAAAGCGACUUAAAGCUGCUGUCACACACACACACACAGUUUGUGCUGAUUCAGACAAAAAGUGGACAAAUCUUUUCACACCGAAACAUUUCGCCUUAAACACUUUAAAAAAAUGUCUUUUCAGAAUUAGUAAAUAUUUUUAAUGUGCAUUUAUGUACGGACGCACAAAAUGGUUAAAAAAUGUUUUAGAAUUAUUAAAUAAUAAGAUAAUUAUUGACAGAAUGCUAAAAUUACAAAUAUAUUUUUGUGUUUUUAUGGAUUGAAAUACGAAUCACGUAACCAUGUUUGAGUUUGACGUGUGUUUUUUCAUCUCUUUUUUUUACAUUGAUGGUCAAAAAUUCUAAAAUAUUUUUGCGAUUUUUUUAAACGUGGACGGAAAAAUUAAUCGUGUUAAAUU
Molecule: messenger RNA, 4193 nt
Organism: Solea solea (common sole)
Lineage: Eukaryota; Metazoa; Chordata; Actinopteri; Pleuronectiformes; Soleidae
Product: coiled-coil domain-containing protein 171-like
Exons: 20
Coding region: 122-3535 (1137 amino acids)
Source: RefSeq, a predicted model, not a curated record